Seriola aureovittata is the source of this 6489-nucleotide messenger RNA. RefSeq names its product epidermal growth factor receptor pathway substrate 15-like 1a (gene eps15l1a). The record is from RefSeq and is a predicted model, not a curated record. Gene Ontology annotation, molecular function: cadherin binding; calcium ion binding. Gene Ontology annotation, cellular component: clathrin coat of coated pit; plasma membrane; cytoplasm. The transcript is spliced from 27 exons. Gene Ontology annotation, biological process: endocytosis; endosomal transport. Bases 43 to 2871 code for a protein of 942 amino acids. Lineage: Eukaryota; Metazoa; Chordata; Actinopteri; Carangiformes; Carangidae.
CUCGAGAGGGAGGGUGGGUGCGUUCCCGCAGCAACAGGGAAGAUGGCAGCUCUCACAUCUCUAACCCAGUUGUCGAGUGGGAACCCUGUAUAUGAGAACUUUUACAGACAGGUGGAUCCUGGGAACACAGGGAGGGUUGGACCAACAGAAGCUGCCUUGUUCUUAAAGAAGUCUGGGCUCCCUGACAUUACAUUGGGGAAGAUCUGGGAUUUGGCUGAUCCUGAUGGCAAAGGUUACCUGGACAAACAGGGGUUUUAUGUGGCUCUGCGGCUGGUGGCCUGUGCUCAGAGCGGACAGGAAGUCAGUUCCUCCAGCCUCAACCUCACAGUCCCUCCUCCCAAGUUUAAGGACACCAGUAGUCCGUCUCUCAGCACAGCUUCUGCUUCCUCUGAACUACACUGGGCUGUCAGGCCUGAGGAAAAGAGUAAGUUUGAUGGGAUUUUUGAAAGUCUGGCUCCAGUCAAUGGGCUGCUGUCAGGAGAGAAGGUCAAACCAGUCCUAAUCAACUCCAAGCUACCUCUGGACAUCCUUGGGAAGGUUUGGGACCUGAGUGACAUAGAUAAAGAUGGCCAUCUGGACAAAGAUGAGUUUGCAGUGGCCAUGCACCUGGUGUACAGGGCCCUGGAGAAGGAGCCUGUUCCUGCACUGCUCCCCUCUGCCCUCAUCCCGCCAUCUAAGAGGAAGAAGAGUCUGGGCUCAGUGGCUGGCUCUGUGCCUGGACUGCCUGCAAGCCCCCCACCACCAAAAGACUCGCUGCGCUCCACACCCUCCCAUGGCAGCAUGAACUCACUCAACAGCACUGGCAGCCUGUCGCCCAAACACACACUCAAGUCUGGACAGCAUGUGGUGAACUGGGUGGUCCCAGUGUCAGACCGUGGUCGCUAUGAUGACAUCUUCCUGAAGACAGAUGCUGACCUGGAUGGUUUUGUCAGUGGACAGGAAGUAAAGGAGAUCUUCAUGCAGUCUGGACUUUCUCAGAACGUCCUUGCCCAUAUAUGGGCUCUGGCAGACACGAGGCAGAUAGGCAAGCUGACCAGGGAGCAGUUUGCCCUCGCCAUGCAUCUCAUUCAGCAGAAAGUCAGCAAGGGCAUCGACCCUCCACAGGCCCUGACGGCCGACAUGAUCCCCCCUUCUGAGAGAGGCACUCCUGUCCCAAGUAUGUCAGGAUACAUGACCCCAGUUGGAUCAGAGAUGGCUGCUCUGUCUGAGAUGAGACGGGACAGCUCUAGUUCAGUGGGGUCAGGGGAGUUCACUGGCAUCAAGGAGUUGGAUGACAUCAGUCAGGAAAUAACCCAGUUACAGAGCACUCUUGCCUUUACCCAGUGGAAUACUCUCAGGGAGAAGUACACUCUGGAGCAGGACAUCAGGGAGACAGAGGAGGCCAUCAGAUAUAAGAGUGCAGAGGUUCAGGAGAUGCAGAAUGACCUGGACAGAGAGACAGCCAGCCUGCAAGAGCUGGAGGCUCAGAAACAGGAUGCCCAGGAACGCCUGGAGGAGAUGGACCAGCAGAAACACAAACUAGAAGACAUGCUCAACGAAGUCCGCAUGAAGUGCCAGGAAGAGUCUCAGAUGAUCUCGACCCUCCAGAGUCAGAUCCACUCCCAGGAGUCAGACUUGCAGAGUCAGGAGGAAGAACUGAGCCGGGCAAAGGCCGACCUGGGCCGGCUGCAGCAGGAGGAGAACCAGCUGGAGCAGAGCCUGGCUGCAGGGAAGAUCCAACUGGAGACCAUCAUCAAGUCUCUGAAGGCCACACAGGAUGAGAUAAACCAGGCUCGCAGUAAAUUGUCCCAGAUUCAGGACAGCCAACAGGAAGUGUCUAAAAGCAUCGAGCAGUACAACAACACCCUGAAUGGGACCCAUGGCGGCAGUAUGACCAACCUGGCUGACAUGAGUGAGGGCUUCAGUGACAGAGAGAACGGAGGAUUCCUAGCCAUGGUGAGAGCAGCACAGGAGGAUCCUUUCAAAGUGAAGCCAUCAGUGUUCAACAGUCAGCCUCAGGAGCUUCCCCCUGACCCCUUUCACUCUGAAGACCCCUUCAUCACAGACCCAUUCAAAGGUGACCCUUUCCAAAAUGACCCCUUUGCAAAGCAGCCAUCAGCAACCACAGAUCCUUUUGGAGGAGACCCUUUCAAAGAGACAGAUCCAUUCAAAGCUUCGUCAGAAGAUUUCUUCAAGAAGACCACGAAGAUGGAUCCUUUCUCCACGCCAGACCCUUUCAGUAAAAGUGCUACGUUACCUUCCAAGCAAGCCAGUCACUUCACAAGCAGUGACCCAUUCUCUUCAAGUAACCCAAAACCCAGAGGACCAGACCUGUUUGGCACGUUGGACCCGUUUGGCAGCAGCUCGUUCAGCAGCAACAGUAACAGCUCUGCUGGAUUCGCAGACUUCAGCCACAUGUCGAAGCCCAGAGACCCAUUUGAAGGCAGAGCCAGCUGGCUGCCAGACUACCAGAAGUCAGUUUUUGUGGAAGACCCAUUCAGCAGGAAGAAUGACACGCCCGCUCUGCCACCGAAGAAAAGUGUUCCCCCCAGACCGAAACCACCCAGUGGUAAGAGCACACCAGUGAGCAUGCCUGGUGCAGCUGACCCUUCCAAACCAUGCGACCCCUUCCAGCCAUUUGGCAGCGACGCCAUCGACCCGUUUCAGAGUAAAAAGGGUCUGGGAGACCCGUUCAGCGGCAAAGACCCUUUUGCCCCAUCCUCAUCAAGACCUGACAAAGCUAAGUUUGGGAAUGAGGCUCAGCAGCUGGAGUGGGCGAAGCGGGAGAGUGAGCGAGCGGAGCGUGAGCGGCUGAAGCGGCUCAGACAGCAGGAGCAGGAGGACCUGGAGCUCGCCAUCGCCCUCAGCAAGGCCGAGAUGUCCAAUGCAUGACCUGGAACCCCCAGCACACGCACACACACGCACACACACACACACACACACACACACACACACACACACACACACACAGAGCGUACACAGGCUCACGUGUAGACAAACAUGACUGACAUCUACAUGACGGACACCUGCACCUCCAUUAUUCACACCCCCCCACACACUCACUGAAGAUACAGAGAGGGCUUCCAGACGAGUCCGACCUGACAUUAAAGAACAAGACGAAGAAGUCAUCACUGCAAAACUCCUGCUGACAUGAAGAGAUGGACGGAGAGGGGGGGGGUUCAAAGGAGACAAACGGAUGCACUGUGUAUAUGCACUAUAGUGGCUGGACAGUAAGGUGAUGAGCUGACAGUUUGUAUAUCAGCGUGUUGUUUUUCUUCUCCACCUUCAUCAAUGAUGGAGAGAAUCACACUGACGUCAACAGCUGCUGCUGUCAGCGGCUUAAGAGCAAAUCCAGAAAAAUAACACACAAUUCAAACUGCCAGUGGAUUUCUCCUGAUGGAUCAGUUGAGUUCAAUCGGAUUUUCAGAAUCACGGUAACUGAUUUUCAGAAUCACGGUCACUGAUCUAGUCUCAGGUGAGAAGUGAGAUGGUCCAUAUUAGUUGAGUUUGUUUUCACUUCUGCUGCCUGGUUACCUCUCCUUCUGCUUUGUGCUAAACUCUGUACUGCGAGUACUGAAAUGAAAUUGUUAUUGAUCCUCUCUUCUCACUCUGGGUGCAGAGGUUCCCCAAAUAUUAAGUUUUCUUUUUAAUUUUACACCACACCAGGGGGUCAGGAGGGGCCUGCUCUCUGCCCUGAGAACCCUUGGUCCCUGGUCCAGAGCAUCUAGAAUGACCCCCCCCCCCGGCUCCUGUGUGAAGCCAACAUUAGUCACUCUGAUUAAUAUGGCUGGAACACUGGUUCCCUCUAAUGUGAGCAGGCAGAGUUUCAAGUGUCAACAUAUCCAGUAAGAAACUGUACAGAUGUAUUUUCUGUGUCCAGAGUGUGAGGCUGUCGUGUGGAGAGUUUUCUGUGAUGACCUCCUGUGCCCUCUCUCCUGCUGUCCAGUGUAUAUAGAUAAACUAUGCCUCUUCUCAAAAGCUGUACUCUGAUCCCGAUGCUGUGAAGUUGAACCACAUCCAGCAGGUGAAAGGCAAGAUUUCUUAUUUUUUCUACAUUUGACCUUGUUUUCUUUUUAGAGCGAGGAUUUUAACUCUGUGUUUAUUCCACGAGCUGGUUGUCGUCAUUAAUGUGAUUCUUUUGACACGUUUUUGUUUUAAAAGAUCAUCAGACUCCAUGUGGUUGUUUUGUGCUGUGUCUUGUGGUUCAGUGCUGUACACACCAGCAGGCUCACGCUGGAACUUCAGGUGUCUUUCAGCUGGAAACUGGAAAUAUGUGAAGAAGUGCUUUUUCUGAUGUGUCAUAGUUUGGAUUUAACCACUCACCUUGUUGUUCUGCUGGUUGUCCCUUUACUUGAAGUGGUGACUGAUCACCUGACUCUAGAGUUUGAUUUGACUCUGAACCCCUUUGCUUCACAUGUUUUAUAUCUCUGAGUCUGUUCUGUGACCAAUCACACACCUGAUCAGCUCAGAGCACACCUGUUCUCCUCCACGUUACUUUAAGGGAUGAUGGAUUGAGAUGUUUGAGUCAUUGAGUCAUUACCAUAACCUGCUCUUACAUUAGAUUGUAUUAGAUUAUUGACACCAGCAGCAGGACCAUCAUGCACUGCUGGACGUCUGGUGACGGAACUGGAACAUUUCAUCUCUGAUGUUCGUUCAGUUUGUUACAGGAAGAAUUUAGAAAAUACAACUUCUCAACAGUGUCUGAGGCAGAAAAGAAUGACAACGAGAAAGAAGAAAUUUAGUAAAAUCACAGAUGACGCAGCUUUUCUUCACAGCAGAGUGACUCAAGCUGCUGCUGGGAGCUGGACUAAAGAGUCAUUGCUCUCUCUGUAAUAUAGUUUCCAUCCACCGGGGCAGCACUGAGUGGGUCAGGACUUUCAAUCAUGUUUUUCAUCUACACAGACCUGAUGUGUUGAACUCUGCCUCAGAUGUUUCGAAUUGUUUGAUCAUAUGUUCAUAACAGAUUUAAUGAACGCCUAAUUUACCAAAAUGGCUCCAUCACACGCGCAUCCAGGACUAUGAUCCAUAAUAUGAUGGCCCUGGAUCAGGACUGGGUCUCUGUAGAAUGAUAACAAGCUGUAUCUUUAGUUUAACUAAAGGACAAACAAAAUACUUUUUAAUCCUGUAAUUUAACAAAGGAUCAUUAGUAACAGCUGAGACAGUGUGAAGCCUCUGAAGAAGGUACUGCACGUUACUCAGUUCUGUUGUUCCUCCCCAGUGAAGAAGACUGAGGAGCUCAGUGACUGGAGUAUUGAACAGGUAUCACUCACCUGUCUGUCUUGAGGAAAAAUGCUAAACUGCUUGUAAUGUGAAUUCACCCAGAGUGGACAGAGGUGCUGGAGUUGAUGUUCACUGAUUCUGUCAGGUAGAAGCGUAAACUGCCUCUCUGCCAUUUUUGUCUUGUUUACAUAUCAUGAGUUUUUACUUUGCUGUAGCUGUUACAGUGUGUGUUCCUGUAGGAGACAGUGUCCUGGUGCUAGUGAGCUCCUCCCUCUGAGCUGUACGCAGCUCCAUGUGACUCAUAAAACACAUACUGGCUUUUUAACGUUCUCUCAAAUCUUUUUUUUCUUUGAACAAAAUAAGCCAGAGUUCUGAAACGUUAAAAUUGUCUAAAAUGAGUAAGAUAAAAACAGGAAGUUACAAUAUGAUGAAUCUGGCCAUGUAUUUGAUGCUAGAGACACAUUUCAGUGUGACCUGUGACCUGACGUGUUUGUGAGCUCAGCCCGCUGCGUGCUGCUCAGAGAGACGAGUCCACACCGGUACCUGUCAUCUGAUACCUCCGUUGUGCAAUAGAUAAUGUUUAUUUUUAUUGUUGUUUUGUGUAAUCUGUGAAAGCAGUCUGAUGUUUUUGAUAUGUAGCGUCUGUUUUUAACAUGUUUAUUUAUGCACCUGCUCUGUCCCGCCUCUGUGGAGGACGUUUCCCGCUCGCUGCAGAAUCUGAAAACCUCGGAUUCCUAAAUGGUCUCAGUCUGUUUCAGGAGAAAAUGGUAACACAAUGUUCAUUACUCAAUAUUUUAAAUUAGCAGCAAUGUUACUAUUUAAAAAAAGAGGUAUUUAUAAAGUGACGGCUGAAAAAUGACUAAAUUCCUUAUGUUCAUCUCUCUCAUGGGGGAUAUUUCAUUUAGGUAGGAGCCUUUUAAUUCUGUCUGUACUCAUGUGCAGCAGCUUCAUAGUGAGCAGCCUGGACUGACUGGGACUCAUUUCAUUCAUUUCACUUUUUCUUCUGAGGCCUGUUGGAUUUUUCUUUUCCUGCCUUCCUCAGCUGUCCUUCCUCACAUGAAGGUGAAAUAAUCUGAGCUGUCUUUAUUGAGAUGCAUACAAUGUGUAUACAGUGUGUAUAGUAUCAUGUCUAUUAUAUUUGUCCCAUAAAAAGUGAAGAAGAAGAAGUAAACUUGAAGAGGAUUACUGACAGUUACACUAAUAGCUGAGAGAACAGAUACUGGUUUCUUUUGAACAGUGAUCCUCUCCACAUGGUCUGUACUGUUUACUAGAAUAAACAUUUCAGUUCAA